Molecule: messenger RNA, 2639 nt
Organism: Lampris incognitus (smalleye Pacific opah)
Lineage: Eukaryota; Metazoa; Chordata; Actinopteri; Lampriformes; Lampridae
Gene: chst13
Product: carbohydrate sulfotransferase 11
Exons: 4
Coding region: 415-1431 (338 amino acids)
Biological process (GO): proteoglycan biosynthetic process; carbohydrate biosynthetic process
Cellular component (GO): membrane
Molecular function (GO): sulfotransferase activity
Source: RefSeq, a predicted model, not a curated record
UUUUACAACCUCUCGUUUAAUUUCAUUUCGUGCGUUUAUGUCGGAGGGAAAAAAGUCGUCCCUUUCCGUUCUAUUAUGUUAAACCCUGACGAAGACCGCGGUGGUCUCAUCUGGGUCGUGUGCGGUCUUAUUCGCUUAUAUUUAAAAGUAAUGGUAGCGGUCUGACAAGAAGAAGAAGAAGAAGAAGAAGAAGAAGAAGAAGAAGAAGAAGAAGAAGAAGAAGAAGAAGAAGAAGAAGAAGGCGCAUACGGAGACAACCCCGCUGCCUCUCGGUUUUACUCUCUCUCGGCGGACCAGUAUUCCGAAAUUCGCCAGGAACCCAGUGAUCCGAACUCUCCAGCAUCUGAUGGUCAUUCUCGCAUGAGAUACCGCGGGAACAGCGUCGGCCUCCGCCUGUGCCACCGGUGAUCCAGGAUGAAGAUGCCCAGGGGAGGACGCAUGUUUCUGGCCACAUGCCUCGGCUCGUUUUUCAUCCUCGUCCUCUACUUCCAGAGCAUCACCAAGCCAGAACCUGGUUUGAAGACUGGCAGCAGACCAGGGAAGAGCAGGAGAAGUCCAUUACAGACUCUCUACAAUGGACAGCAGCAGUCAGAGCUAUCAGCAGCACAGAGGUCUCUCCAGGACCGUCGGGACCUGCUGGAGCAGAUGUGUCUGAGCCAUACCAGGAAGCGUAGGGUACUCUCUCAUGAGGACCUCAAGCACCUUAUUGUAGAUGACAAGCACAGCCUCAUCUACUGCUAUGUACCUAAGGUGGCCUGUACUAACUGGAAACGUGUCCUGAUGGUCCUUAACAGUGAAGGCCGCUAUACUGACCCCCUCGCCAUUCCAGCCAAUGAAGCCCAUGUGAAUGGCAACUUGCAUACACUCUCUGAGUUCUCAACCCCUGAGAUCAACAAGCGUCUGCGUAGCUACCUCAAGUUCGUCUUCGUGCGUGAACCCUUCGAGCGCCUGGUGUCUGCCUAUAGGAACAAAUUCACACGCAGCUACAACACCGCCUUUCAUAAGCGCUAUGGGACCAAGAUCAUCCGACAAUACCGGCCCGACCCACAGCCUGAAGCGCUGGAGAAAGGGAACGAUGUUUCUUUCAAGGAGUUUGUCCAGUACCUAGUGGACCCAAGGACACAGCAGGAGGAGCCAUUCAAUGAGCAUUGGGAGCGGGUCCACUCCCUCUGCCAUCCCUGUCUCAUCCACUAUGAUGUGGUGGGGAAGUACGAGACCCUUGACUUGGACGCGCAGGCUGUUCUCAGGCUCACUGGAGCAGAGGACACUGUUCGAUUUCCGACCUCUGGGAAGAGCACUCGGACUGAUCGGGACAUGGCUGCACGCUUUUUCAAGAACAUCAGCCCUUCUUAUCAGAAGAAACUGCUUAAUCUUUACCGUAUGGACUUCCUGCUUUUCAACUACUCCAUACCAAAAUACCUCAGGACAUGACAACAGGAACAAGACAGGAAGUUGACAUCCACGUGCCAGCAAUGGAAUCUAAUGCAACAUGUUGAGGGUAUUUAGUAGCUGCAUUGACACAUUCACCACAAGUGCUGUUUAGUUUCUGGCUAAUGAGGAUAAUUUUGCACUUGCCUGAUAGGACAAAUCCAAGUCUUGCUCAGGUUUUGCAGGCUUGUAAAAUUUUCCUCCUUGUCUUUUUGCAAAGAUAGAAGGCGUUCACUGUGACUCUCCAAUAAUUACUAUGGAGAACGACUUACACAUUCCAGAUUCAACCAGUGGAACUUCCUCGGUGGCGGCAAUUAAAUUUCAAGAUCGGCACAUCCCAUUGUGUCGUCCCAAGUUGUAUUUGGACUGUGCACUGCAAGUGCAUGCAUCACUUUGACAAAUGUUAACAAAAACUGUAGAAAUUUGUCACAGUUAGGGACGUGAAAAACGUUAUGUAUGUGUCUUUUGUACUCUGUUUAACCAGUUUAUUUACUUAUCUAUGCAAAACCUGAGACAAAGAUGUUCUCUACCAAAGAUGAGAUUUUAUUGUUUUUACCAUUAGCAUAGCAGAAUACCACCUACGUAGCCAGCGCUGACUGGGUGUCACAAAAAUAUGUUUACUGUUGGUGGUCAUUCUUGCUUUGUGCACAGGGGUUUUGAUCAGGGCUCUGAUGACAAGAAUCGGUAUCUUUCACCGCUGUGGAAGAUUUUAAUUCUCUGUGAGUACGGAAGGAGUCAAAUCUAACUGAAUUCCCUUUGACUCUCUUCUAUUAGUCCUGUAUCUGUGAUGGUUCAGUUAGUGUAAUGUUCCUUGCCUGAAGUUCUGAGGUACCCUGCUACAGUGAACGUUCAAUUUUCAUGGCUUGUUUCCUUCAAGCUAAUGUAAGUAAGUCACACUGAAGAGAAGCAGGUUCUUCUCAAGCACAAGUUCAUACAUGGACAUUUUGACUGUGAAACCGUUUAUAGUGUAAUUUCUCAAAGGACCUUAACAAUACCUUUACAAGACCUUUAUUUAUCUAUGUUCAGAAUGAGAGUAUUUAUUAUCAAGAAAGAAAAAUGUGGACUCGUGGUUUUGUCGGUAUGAAUUCAUUUUAUAUGGGCGAGUAAUGCAUUAUUCCUCUUAAGUUUUUUAUUUUUUUUCUUUGAGCGAAUUCUGCUUGCAUGGAAAAAUCAGUCGCUGUUGUUGCUUUUGCACAUGAGCUCUUGCCAAA